UUCACAGUUGCACCCAUACAUGCUAUAUAUUGCCCUAUAUAAUUGAAGGUGGCGCGAUCAUUUAGGUGAAUGUCUCAAUCCAUCCAUCCUUUGGGCGAUCAUUUUAUUUCAUUUCCUCCCCCAAAUCUCUCUUCCCCAGCUCCAAGUUAUCACAGUCCACUCAGAUCGAUCCCUCUCUAAUAUGGCUUCCAUUACCAAGGAGAUUGAGAUGGAGAUUCUCCCAUUCAUCCGCAUCUACAAGGACGGCUCUUUUGAUCGACUCGCGAACUCUCCCAUUGUGCCCCCUUCCCUUGAUCCAGAUCUUGAAACUGGCGUCUCUUCAAAGGACAUCGUCAUUUCACAGGACCUUCCUAUCUCUGCUCGUCUCUACCUCCCAAAACUCGACCAAACCCACCUCCAAAAGCUCCCCAUCUUGGUUUACUUCCACGGCGGAGGCUUCUUCUUCGAGUCUGCCUUCUCCCAUGACCACCAUCGGUACCUCAAUAGUUUGGUUGCUCAAGCACAAGCUGUGGCUGUUUCGGUGGAGUAUAGGCUUGCUCCUGAGCACCUCCUCCCCAUUGCCUACGAAGAUUGCUGGGCCGCCCUCCAAUGGGUUGCUUCCAACUCCAUAAAUAGCACUACUGGUUCCGAUUGCCAAGAGCCAUGGUUGAAUCACGCGGACUUUAAACGACUUUUCAUUGGUGGAGAUAGUGCAGGAGCCAACAUCGUGCACAAUAUGGCCAUGCGAGCUGGCGUCGAGAGCUUACCUGGUGAGGUUAAAAUUCUAGGAGCCUUUCUUACCCACCCGUACUUCUGGGGUUCAGACGCAAUAUCAGGGUCCGAGAUGGAUCAGCCCAGUGCAAGUCACACGAUCAUGAACAAAGCUGUGCCCAACUUUGUUUGGAACUUUGUAUACCCAUCUGCACCUGGCGGUAUUGAUAAUGCAAUGAUCAAUCCCACGUUUCCAGGAUCGCCGAGCUUGGCUGGACUUGGGUGCUCUCGAUUGCUCGUGACUCUGGCCGAGAUGGACGUGAUGAGGGGUCGAGGUGUUGCUUACUAUGAUGCAGUCCGGAAAAGCAGCUGGGAAGGAGAAGCUGAGUUGGUUCAAGUGAACGGAGAGGAUCACGCUUUUCACAUCUUGCAUGUUUACAAUCAGAGUGCCAAGGAUUUGAUCAAACGCUUGGCUUCUUUUCUUAAGUAGUUUUUUUUUUUCUUCAAUUAUGUUUUGGAAGGUGGGACAUGGUUUGUUGGUAAAAUACACAGUAAUAAGAUAAAAAGCUAAAAUAAAGUUAAAACUACUAAUCUUCACAUGACUCGAACUAACUUUAUGUCUGAUCUACACAAGUAAUUGAGCUAAAAACUACACCCUCUCUAAUCUCCCAUGGAUGUUUCUUGAGAGAAUGUAAAGUUGAACAUUCAAUAUAUAUAGUUGGUGAACGCUCAAGAUUAGAUUAUGGUGUUGAGCUCAAAGUAAACUAUCACGAUUUCUGCAUUUUUAUCCUAAAAUACAAAGAAGCCUAAUAGACUAGAGCCCUUUUGUUUUGAUUUUAUCUUACAAUUAGUUGAGUGGUCGUUUCCGUUUACAGGACACCGUCAUGGUGAGUGCAGAUUAUUACUAAACUGAAUCUGAAAUUGCAUCUCUCUUGGCAGAUGAGAAGGUCCCAAUCGGCGUUGGACGGAACACAAAAGUUAGGUGACCGCCCUUGAAAAUCAAGUAUCCUCCUUAAAUCUAGAUUUAAUCAUGUGAGAGAGAAUAGUUCUGACCAUGUUCGUUAUUUUCCUUCGAAGGAAUUGUAUAAUCGACAAGAAUGCAAAAUGGGG
Molecule: messenger RNA, 1800 nt
Organism: Carya illinoinensis
Lineage: Eukaryota; Viridiplantae; Streptophyta; Magnoliopsida; Fagales; Juglandaceae
Product: 2-hydroxyisoflavanone dehydratase-like
Exons: 1
Coding region: 182-1180 (332 amino acids)
Molecular function (GO): hydrolase activity
Source: RefSeq, a predicted model, not a curated record